AUGGUUCUCCGCAAAGCUGCCUACAAGUUGAUCAAUGCUGAGGUUUCUGCGCCAAUUGUCAUCGACGAGACCAACCUCCGUGAUUAUGUAGGACAGCCCAUGUGGACCUCUGACCGUCUCUAUUCAACAACCACUCCACCGGGCAUCGCUAUGGGCCUUGCAUGGACAGCUAUGGGUGGCUCUAUCCUUUACAUUGAAUGCACCAACCGGUCACCACGUUUCUCUUCAACUAACUCAAAGACUUCCGAUUCUGACAAAAAGCCAGAAGACUCCCACAAGAUAACAGGUUAG
Protopolystoma xenopodis is the source of this 291-nucleotide messenger RNA. The record is from the annotation of a GenBank genome assembly. NCBI's taxonomy places the organism in Eukaryota, Metazoa, Platyhelminthes, Monogenea, Polystomatidea, Polystomatidae.